Messenger RNA from Amborella trichopoda, 1757 nucleotides. RefSeq lists its product as uncharacterized. NCBI's taxonomy places the organism in Eukaryota, Viridiplantae, Streptophyta, Magnoliopsida, Amborellales, Amborellaceae. The record is from RefSeq and is a predicted model, not a curated record.
CGCAGGGAAUACGGUGCCUCAAUUUGAAAAAAGAGCGCAGGGAAUACGGUGCCUCAAUUUGAAAAAAGAGCGCAGGGAAUACCAUGCUCCCCUGGAGCAUAUAAUUAUUUAAGUAAUAGUAUCACUUUCAUCUACUGAAAAUGCAAGGGUUUCGACAGCAACAGUCACUCUUUCUUGCGAGCUCUGGAUCGGAGAUCUCGAUCUUCGGAGAAGUUGGUUAGAACCAGUGAUAUCGUCAUGGCAUAUAUCCCACCACAUAAAAGGCACACAAAGGAUACAGAGAAGUCAACAUCAUCACCUUCAUUACUCAUUCCCCAAUUGGAAGAGAGUUUGAAUUUGGGGACCAGGUAUGCUGGUUCAUCUGGUCGUUCAAGAAGGAAUCUCAAACGUGAUAUACCCAAUGUAAGCAUAAAAUACUCCAAGAACUCCAUUUCAAGAUGGUGGGAUGUUGGAAUGUCAGAUGAUAUGCAAUCAUCAGAAUCCCCAUCAGUUUCUUUGAAACCAUACCCUUGUGAACUUAUCGAACGAAGAACCGGUGAAAAGCCCCUUGCUAUUGUGGCUAAGGAAGAAAGUGAACCCAGUAGGACUUUGGAGCCUUGGUUACACAUUGCAGAGAGGAUACAACCGGACCUAGAUUUUGCUUUCCAGAUUGUAAAAAGCCAAAUGGAUUUUGGGAUGUCUAAAGAAUUAAAGCUUUCACUGACUGCCCGCUUUGGGAAAAUUCUCUUUUAUGGCCCUUCAAGUUGGAACAAUUCCAUUAGCCUGGACACAAUCAGAAAGAGUUUAGAAGGUGAGGGUGAAGCUAGAUAUACCAAUCGAGUUCAUAAGACAUUUUAUACAAAUGUUCCUGAAGAAUAUGUGAAAUCAAUUGAAUGUCAGGCCGUUCCAAAGCUGGGACUGCAAUAUGAUACAAAUAAGGAGAAAUACUAUUUGAAGAUAAAUGACAAAAUGCAAUUUGAUGUGAAUCUUACAUGUAAAUGUAUUAAAAGAAUCAAUGGCAUUGGGCUUGAACUACAGAAGAUCGAGACGAACCUGGUACGACACUUGGUGGUUGACAUAUCAUGCCUUAGUAAGAAUGUGGACCUUCGGUUGAUUUUGGUGUCCAAGAAAAUUUUGACCGAACUGACUGAGGAGGAAAAAUCUGGCAUAUAUAGACUGGUGAACUCUGCAGUUAUUGAUCCCAAUGUAAAGGGAAAACUGAGGUGGCCUCUAAAGAAAGAGGGCACUGGAGAUAGAUUCUCUAUUCAAGGCGUAUGGCAUACAGAAUCAAAGUACUUUCAGGGAUCAACAAUGAAGCUCAAGCUGAGACAUGCAGAUCGAUAUGACUUCCAUAACUCGUCUGGCGAAGUCUCUUGGGAAGUCAGUCUCAAAAUGCAAGAAAUAACCAGACUCUUGAUGGAUCAAAUGUUGAAUGGCAAUAAGGUUGCGAUGGAGGAACUUCAGAAAACAUUAAAAUCCAUGUGGGAAGAGUUCUUGAGUUGCUAAGCCUUGAGACAAGUAAGAGUUCUUAUAGCAAUUUGAAUUAACGGAAUUUUCUUUAUCUUCUCUUGAGUAGUAUCGAACGAGUCAUGUUCAUGAAGCCAAUUUAUUUAAAGUAAUCCUUCAGAUAUCCUUUUUCUGGUCUCAGCGUCAUAGUAUGCAGAUGUUAAAGGUUGGUGGCUUGGAAAUUUGAUGUAUGGUCUAGAAAACCCGGAAAUGUUAAACUCAAAUGUGUAUUACUUGAUCUAAAUAAAGGAGAGAUUGUUCUAUAUUUUCCA